CAACCAUUGAAGCAAACAUCAAGUCUUCUGUACUGACAAUAUUAUUAUCUUUUAAUAUUUCCUAUUUUAUUAUACAAAUAUUACUAAAUAUAUUGCAUAUUGUGCAUAAAAAAGACUGAUUUAUAACGAAACAUGGGUGAUGUUAAGAAUUUGGAGUCUUACGCCAUCAUUGGUUUUGAUGGCUCUGCUAUUCGUGGGCUGAAGGUCCACCCUGACAGUGAACACAUAGUGUAUCCUAUGGGCAACAAGGUGUGCAUCCAGGAGUGGAAGACCAAGAAAAUGUACUUUCUCAGUGGGCAUAGUAACAGUGUGUCGACUGUGGCAAUAUCUCCCAAAGGAACUUACGUGGGUUCAGGACAAAUAAACCACAUCGGGUUUAAAGCUUCUGCUAAAGUGUGGGAUUUUAAAAAGAAGAUACAAAUUGGCAGUCAUGAGCUGCAUAAGGUGCGUGUAGAAUCAUUGACAUUCUCAUCAGACGAACGCUACAUGAUAUCCCUUGGCGGUCGUGAUGAUGGGUGCGUGGUCCUAUGGGACUGUUUUGCCGAAUCUGCUACUGGAACUGCAGCAGCAACUAAACUGACCACAGGAGAUGCUGUGACGCUGACUGCUCUCAAUUUGAGGGUCAAUUCAUUUGUAACGGGUGGAGAUUCCAACCUCAGAGUGUGGAACAUUCGAGCUGAGAGCAAGAACCUGGACGUGACAGAUGUAUCGCUCGGUAAACUCCGACGUAGCGUGCGUUGCAUCGCCAUUAAUAAAGACGAUUCCUAUGGAUAUGCCGGAACCACAACUGGCGACAUGAUAAAGUUUUCAAUAAACUACCCUGCUGACCCUACGGCUCCGGUGAAUGCGUGUAAACCGGCGCUCAUUGGCUGCCUCGCCAAAUGUGGACCGUGGAAGAAGGGCAAGAGACCUGAAUCCCUUUGCUAUAGUCAAGGAAUCGAAUCAAUCCUCAUAAUGGACGACGGAUGCCUCAUAGUGGGCGCUGGAGACGGAACAAUUGAUAUCCUGGACGAGAUCAACUGGAAAGGUACCUUCCCCAAAGGCAAGAUACUGGAACCCAAUAAGCCACAUUUCAAGGCGGUUAGUAAUUUUAACAAGUAA
This is a messenger RNA of Spodoptera exigua (beet armyworm), 1101 nucleotides long. NCBI's taxonomy places the organism in Eukaryota, Metazoa, Arthropoda, Insecta, Lepidoptera, Noctuidae. The record is from the annotation of a GenBank genome assembly.